Colletotrichum karsti is the source of this 1809-nucleotide messenger RNA. RefSeq names its product rossmann-fold nad (+)-binding protein. Lineage: Eukaryota; Fungi; Ascomycota; Sordariomycetes; Glomerellales; Glomerellaceae. Bases 1 to 1809 code for a protein of 602 amino acids. The record is from RefSeq and is a predicted model, not a curated record. The transcript is spliced from 2 exons.
AUGGCAGCUGCCCACGAGCUUGAGCUUAAGCACGAGAAACACAUCCAUCAGGCCCAGCUGAUCACCAAGGACGAGGAUACACGAAGGCAGAAGGUCACAAAACAAGUGCUUCUCGACGAGAAUUCGACAUUACGCGAGCAGCUUGCCGAGAAGGACUCACAGAUCCACCAAUUGACUGACACAUGCGACGAAACACGCGCAGAGCUGGAGUCGUUGAAAGCGACAAACCGCGACCAGCAGACACAGCUCAAGUCCCAAACAAGAGAAUUUGCCAACAUCAAGGCCGAACUCGAGUCACUAAACAGCCUGUCCCAAGAGUCCACCAAGGUCCUGUCAGAAAAGCUCGCCCUUUCUCGGGAGCUCAACGUUUUGCAACCCGAACUGGAACACUUGCGAUCACAGGUGGCCCAUCAACAGACCACGAUCGCGGAAAAGCUAGCCCUAGAACGCGAAUUAAAUACGCUCGAAGUCCAACUGGCGGCCGAAAAACGUGCAAGAGAACAACAGGCAACCCAAGCUGAAGGAAACAAGACCGUCGAAGACGAGCUCAAACGAAAGCUCAAGGAUGCCGAGAAGAAGCUCACCGCCGAGAAGAGAGAAAAGGAACAAUUACAACAACAACUCGACUCCGCCAACGCCGCAGCGCAGUCAAAUGCGGGUACCCAGCAGGUUGAGAAAGACCUCAUGAAAAAACUGCAAGAGAUGGAAAAGAUGCUGGCGGCCGAGAGGCGAGAGAAGGAAAGAGUUCGCAAGGAGGGCGAGGUGGCUCUUUCAGAAGCACAGGCACAACACGAGAUGCUGGAGCAACGCCUUGACACGUUGAAGUCCAAGUUGCGAAACUCCCAGGAAGAACUCAAGGCAAUGCGUUCGGAAGUUGUACACACUACGACAGUACCCACGGCCAAGCCUGCUGCUGCUCCCCGAGGCGGCGCUUCCAAGGCGCAAAACGCCCGUAAGCGACGCGUCGAAGAACUCAGCAUGAACGACAUGAGCAUUGGAACACCAGAGGACAUUGCACGAAACAGACGACAGCUGAAAAAGAAGGCAUUGGAGCAAACCUUGGUUGGCGAAAAGUCGACAUUCUCGAUUACUCCAUUCUUGGCUAAGAGCAAGACAAUUAGCAUCGAGGACGCAAUCGCCGAGGGCCAGGAGGUCGAAGAGGACGAGGCGGACGUCAGUUACAUCCCACUGGCGCAUGCAAGUGCCCAGAAGGCGGCCGCAGAGGCGGAGGCUGCGAGUGAGGCUGAUCCAGAGAUCGAACCCGAAGCUGAUGUCCCGACUGAAGAGUCUGAAGAGCCGCCAGCCGCUCCCAAGGCGACCACUGCCAAGUCUAAGACCAAGGCUGACGGAGAACCGAAGAAGGCCCGCGGCAGACCCAAGAAGGCUUUGGCUGAGGCUUCGCCAAAUAUGCCUACUCAAACUGUCGCUGCUGGCAAGCCAUCGGCCAAGUCCAGCUCUCCACUAGACAAGGUAGUUGAAGAGGAGGUCGACGAACAGGAAAAUACUGUGCCCGCAAAGGCUGCCGCAGCAGAAAAGAAGACAGCGGCAGCGAUAGCACCAGUUGUGCGCGAUCAAGAGGUCAAGAGAAAGAAGCGCAAGCUCGCCGGAGAUUCAACUACCCUGUUCGAUGAUGAGGGCGAAGGAGAGGCUCCUAUUACGAAGAAACCUGGUAGCAAGGUCGCUAUUGCCGGCAAGGGCCUCAGCAAGACACACUUGACCAUGGCACGCAAUGCGGGUGCGUUUGGUAAGAGAACGUUCUCUCCACUCAAGAAGGAUAGGAGAGGUGUCGGAGCUAGUUUCCUGGCGUAG